This is a messenger RNA of Rosa rugosa (rugosa rose), 416 nucleotides long. RefSeq lists its product as uncharacterized. The transcript is spliced from 2 exons. Lineage: Eukaryota; Viridiplantae; Streptophyta; Magnoliopsida; Rosales; Rosaceae. The record is from RefSeq and is a predicted model, not a curated record. Bases 27 to 374 code for a protein of 115 amino acids.
AAAAGGUUUUUGGCAACGAGAUUCGAAUGUCACCUGCCAUAUAUGCGAAAUUUGGGUCUUUCUCCAUCACGUAUCCAGAAAGAAGCCCUAUCCAUCCCACCAGCCAAGACUCGGGAAUUUUUGUCAUUAGAAACAUGCAGUUUUACCGCCAGCGCUGGUACCAAGGGUUCAACUCCGGUGACCAGAGGGUUCGCUUGGCACUUGAGAUUGUGAAUCACCCGAUGAAUGAUAUGGCUGAACUGGUGUGGCAAGCAGCUGCCGAGGAGGUCCCGAACGCUGUUGCAGCCGAAGGAGGGGUAUCAGCAUCAGUGAAUGCAUGUGGCGUUGUUGCAGUGGCAGGCAUGAAGUUCAAGCCACGCCGGGCUAGGCGCUGAUCUCCCAAUGAAGAUGAACGUGUUUAGCCCAUCUGUCAUCCU